UGUAUACAGAUAUACUUAACAAAAAAUGAAACGAAAGGAGUAUUAGUGUUUAUUUAACAUAAGGAACCCCCUUAAGUCAAACUCCGGCCAUUGAGCCAUUUAAAUAAUUCUUAAUAAUAUAUUUCAAUGAUAGAGACUAUUUUUUUUUAUAAUUGUUGUUGUUACGAUGCACGAAAACAAUAACAAAACAACAAACAUUUCUAAAUACAUCAAAUCAAAUAAAAGAGAAAAAAAAGAAAAAUGCAUUAAACAACAAUACUUGCUCUGUUUUCUGAUUACUUCCUCUGGUUUUUUCUUCCACCAAAGUCACCUUCAAUCAAUCUUCCUUUCAAAUAAUGCAAACUCAUCUCCCUCCCAAACAAAUUUUUAGAUUCUGAGUUGAUAAAACAUGCUAAAAAAACUAAGCUUUUGAAAGGCUUCAUCAAUGGCGGCAAACCCAGAAGAAUUUUCAAUUCCAAUCCCACCUCUAAAACUUGAGAAAUCUCCCAAAAAGGGUUUGCAAAACAAUGAAUUUGAAGAAAAACCCACAAAUUAUUCCUCUCAAUCUACAGAAAAUUCCACAUUUUGCUCAAGCCCAAAUAAACCCCUCAUUAGAAGAAGAAAUACUUUCAAGAAAGAAUCCAGAUUUGGGGGGCCCUCAGUUCCUCUUGACACACAGACCUUGCAUAAUUUAGCUGCAACACCUCGAUUUUCAAACCACUCUCCCUUUUCAGGGAGCACACCUCGGGUGGGCACACCUAGGGCGGCAGAAGCUUCUGGAAGGUCAAAGGGAAAGGAGAAGGAGAAGGAGAAGGAAGGACCAGAUGAAAAAGAAAUAUAUGAGAGGGUAACUGCUCAGCUAAGUGUUAGAAAUACUUGGCGAAUGACGAUAAAAUUGUUACUUGAGUUGAUUGUUUUCUUGUUGAUAUUGGCUUGUUUGAUUUGUAGCUUAAAAGUUGAGCGUUUUAAGGGUAAAUUUUUUUGGGGAUUAGAUGUUUGGAAAUGGUUUACACUAUUAAUGGCUAUAUUUUCUGGUGUGUUGAUAACUAGAUGGGUUGUGCAUUGCAUUGUGUUUUUGAUUGAAUGGAAGUUUUUAUUGAAGAAGAAUGUGGUGUACUUUACUCAUGGGUUGCAGACUAAUGUUGUGGUGUUUAUUUGGAUUGGUUUGGUUCUUAUCACUUGGGUUGUGUUGUUUAAGCAUGAUUCCGACUCCGCCCCGAAAAUGACUGCAAAAACAAAGAGAAAACUCGAUUUUAUUACUUGGACUAUAGCUUCGUUGCUAAUUGGGUCAUUUUUGUGGUUGGUUAAGACUACAUUGAUAAAGAUAUUAGCAUCUUCUUUUCAUUUGAAUAGGUUUUUUAAUAGGAUUCAGGAAGCUGUGUUUCAUCAUUAUGUGCUCCAAACUCUCUCGGGGAAACCCGUGGUUGAGUUGGCCCGUAAACUUAGUAGGGAGGACAGUCACGAAUCUCGGGUAAGUUUUAUGGAGCACAUAGGUAGUCACAAGGAGAAUAAGGUGGUUGAUUGGGAAAAGCUUCACCAAAUGAAGAAGGAGAAAGUGCCUUCUUGGACUAUGCAGUUGUUGGUUGAUGUGGUAUCUAAUUCAGGUUUAUCGACUAUGUCUGGUAUUCUCAACCAAAACGUAGUUGAAGGAGGGGUUAGAUUGGAUGAUGAUGAAAUUACUUGUGAGGAGGAGGCUAUAACAACUGCUGUUAGGAUAUUCUACAACGUGAUUGGUAAUGAAAAGAAUGGACUCCAUUUACUUAGUGAUAUGCAGGAUAUCAAUCAACUUUACAUUGAUGGAGCUGACCUCCAUAGGUUCAUGAUUUGGGAAGAGGUGGAACUUAUUUUUCCAUUAUUCGAAGUCAACGAAAACAAACAGAUUGAUUGGAAAUCUUUUUCUAAGUGGGUGGUACAAGUCUUCAAAGAUCGGCAGGCACUCAAACAUGCUUUAAAUGACAAUAAAACUGCUGUGGAUGACCUCAAUAAAUUACUGAGUGGAAUCCUGAUUAUUAUAAUCCUAGUGCUUUGGCUUCUUAUGACAGAAGUUCUUACAUCUAAAAUGCUUCUAUUCUUAUCUUCUCAACUUCUGGUGGCAGUUUUUGUUUUUGGAAACAGCUGUAAGACUGUUUUUGAAGCAAUUAUAUUUGUUUUUGUUAUGCAUCCAUUUGAUGUUGGUGAUCGCUGUGUUGUUGAUGGAAAACUGAUGAUUGUGGAAGAGAUGAAUAUCUUAACAACAGUAUUCUUGAAAUUGGACAAGGAAAAGGUAUACUAUCCAAAUGCGGUGUUAGCUACUAAACCCAUUGGAAACUAUUACAGAAGUCCAGAUCAGGCAGAUACUAUGGAGUUUGGAAUAGAUUAUAAAACACCGCUGCCAAAGAUUGCGGAGCUAAAAGAUCGAAUAAAGAAAUAUGUGGAUCAAGCUUCCCACUUGUGGCACCCAGAGCACAUAUUGGUUGUUAAAGAGAUUGAGAACGUAAACAAGAUAAAAAUGGUUCUCGUUUUCAAUCAUACUAUGAACUAUCAGGACAUUGUUGAGAGGAACAGGCGGAGAUCUGAAUUUGUCUUGCAAAUGAAGAGCAUAUUUGAUGACCUCGAAAUUUCUUACCAUCUACUUCCUCAGGAAAUUCAUCUUACCAAAAUGGCUCAAAAUUAUCUUGGUUGAUUGCUGAAGAGUUCAUUCGCCUAUCUGCAUCUGCAAGUAAGUCACCUGACUCACCUCUUUGUCCAGGUUACUCAGAUUUUUUGGGGAUAAAAUUCAUUUUGUUUGCUACUCGUUGGGCAUCAAAAUAAAAUUGUCAUAUUUUCUUAUUUUUGGGCUUGUGACACUACAAAUACACAUGUUUGUUACGACUUGUUUGGUAGGUUGUAAUAUUAGAGUUUAUAUGUACUUUUGUGAGGAAAUCUCAUGAUAUUAUGCUUCAUAAGUUUGUAUUACCACUUAUUACCAUCUAUAGAAGAUUAUAAUGAGUGGUAAUGAAAAUUUAUUUACAAAAGUUUUACUUGGGCUAUAGCCACAUUACCAUGAGUCUUUCUUGCAAGAACAUGUACAACUUCAUUAUCAUUACGAAUUUACAACCGUAUAUUAUUGUCUGCCAAACAGGCUACUAGCAAUUUAUAUGUAUAUAUAAAGUUGUAAUAUUACUGGCUUUAAGCCAGAAUUAAGCUCCAUGGAGCCUGAUGAAUGAUAAUUUUUUGCCGGAGAAGCUCCGUUGUACGUUUGAGAAA
Chenopodium quinoa (quinoa) is the source of this 3204-nucleotide messenger RNA. Its product is annotated as mechanosensitive ion channel protein 10-like. The transcript has 5 exons. Gene Ontology annotation, biological process: detection of mechanical stimulus; monoatomic anion transport; transmembrane transport. Lineage: Eukaryota; Viridiplantae; Streptophyta; Magnoliopsida; Caryophyllales; Amaranthaceae. The coding region runs from base 425 to 2641 and encodes 738 amino acids. Gene Ontology annotation, cellular component: plasma membrane. The record is from RefSeq and is a predicted model, not a curated record. Gene Ontology annotation, molecular function: mechanosensitive monoatomic ion channel activity.